AGAAGCCUUAUAAAUGUUUGGAAUGUGGAACAUGUUUUAGAAAAAAGUAGGCAACUUACUUCCCAUGAAAGGAUUCACACUGGGGAGAAGCUCUACAAAUGCAGAGACUGUGGUAUCACAUUCAGAAGAUGGAAUAAUCUUAUUUCCCAUAAAAGGAUCCACUCAGGAGAGAAACCAUAUAAAUGCAUGGAGUAUGGAAAAACCUUUGCUCAAAGAGGUAAUCUUAUUUGCCAUAAGACGAUCCACACAGGGGAGAAGCCGUAUAAAUGCAUGGAGUGUGGGAAGACCUUUGCUCGAAGUGGUCAUCUUAGUUCCCAUAUGAUAAUCCACACAGGGGAAAAACCGUAUAAAUGUAUGGAGUGUGGAAAGACCUUUGCUCACAGUGGUCAUCUUAGUACCCAUAUGAGAAUCCACACAGGAGAAAAGCCAUAUAAAUGCAUGGAGUGUGGGAAGACCUUUGCUCAAAAAUGUAAUCUUAUUUCCCAUAUCAUGAUCCAUACAGGGGAGAAGCCGUAUAAAUGCAUGGAGUGUGGGAAGACCUUUGCUCGAAGAGGUACUCUUAUUCGACAUAAGAUGAUCCACACAGGGGAGAAGCCGUAUAAAUGCAUGGAAUGUGGAAAGACCUUUGCUCGUAGCAGUUGUCUAAGAAUACAUGAAACAAUCCACACAGGGGAGAAGCCGUAUAAAUGCAUGGAGUGUGGGAAGACCUUUGCUCAGAGAGGUGGACUUUGGUACCACAACAAGAUUCACACAGGAGAGAAACCAUAUAAAUGCAUGCAUUGUGGAAAGACAUAUGCUGGGAA
Notechis scutatus (mainland tiger snake) is the source of this 803-nucleotide messenger RNA. The record is from RefSeq and is a predicted model, not a curated record. Lineage: Eukaryota; Metazoa; Chordata; Lepidosauria; Squamata; Elapidae.